ACGGAGUUUUAACAUGUAACUCAAACAAAUUGAAUGAAUUAUGAAUGCAAUGAAUAUAAUUUCAAAUAUGGCUUCUCCAAGCGUCAGUUCAAUUAGUUCAUUUAGUUCAGUCAUUUCAAUUCAGUUCAGUUGAUGUUUGGCAAAAGGGUCGUUGAAGCGGACGCAAACACUAUUGAAUCUCUAUAAAUUGUGAAAUUCUGAUGUUUUCAAUAUAUAUUUUUUUACUAAAUAUAAAAUAUAGACAAAUUUUUAGCUAGCUAAUGAAUUCUUAAUCAUUGUUGGCGCUUGUAAACUCCAUUAUAACAAAACUGUGAUUACGUCGACUUCGUAAAUUGUUUCAAAACAUUUUAUCAUUUUGACAUGUUUCUUUAUUGUGUUAUAUGCAAUACCGUUUAAAACAAGUGCAACGAGUGAGCCUCUCGAUUUUAUGUCGUUGGAAUUGUGAAAAUCAAGAAAGGUGGAAGUGUUUUCGGAUUGUUUGUGUCAUCAUGAAAGACGUGUUCAGGGAUUUAAGGACGAACUAUAGUUACUUUUUGAUAGUGUUAGCGCAUUUGCGUUGUAGUACUUGAGCGUUGAGUAUCGUAAGAAGGAGGAAGUUGCGGGCGGUGAGAAUGGAGCAGAGGUGAAGCGCGAGCCGCCAUCACCGUGGAGCACCUGGUGGGCGGCGGCGGCGCCGGCGGGCUGCUGCCCGGCGCCUCGCCCCAGCACCCGCCCAACAUGCUUCAGCCCAUGGAGGACAUGAUCCUGCCACCCAAACGCCAAGCUGUAGUGGAUAGGUUGAGACGAAGAAUCGACGCAUAUCGUCGGCGACAGAACGAGUGCGUCCCUCGCUUUGACCAAUCAUUCACGGGCGCCUGCGAGCAGCAAAACCUCGAGACGAGCGCGCUCCAGAAGCGUUUCCUCGAGGGCAAGGCCAAGAGGCAGGCCAAGAAGAGCGACCGCAAGCCAGAUCUGCCCGCUAUCAGCGGGAACCUGCAUAGUAGCGUGCAUGUGCAACAAAAAUUCGGGUGCGGCGAUUACGAACCGCCGGCAAAACUGCAAUGCAGUGGUAUCGGCGGCGCCGGUGAGGCGCUCACCAAGUUCUCGGUGGAGAUCGUGCAGCAGCUCGAGUUCACCACCUCCGCCGCCGACUCGCAGCCGCAGCAGAUCUCCACCAACGUGACUGUCAAGGCCCUCGCCAACGCCGUCAAGACGUCCAACUCGCCGCCCCCGCAGGCACCGCCGCGCGUGCCCACGCCGCUUGACUGCGACCGCGAGUGCAAGGCCGAGUGCAAAUCAGAAGUCGCCGAGGACGAAUUCGUCGGCCUAGACGAAUGCGCUGCAGCCUUAGAGCGCGAUGCCGCCUCCGCGUUCCCCGGGCUGGCCGAGCUCAUCGGUGAAGACGACGGCGACGAUACUUUCGAAGAUCUAAUUACUGAAAUUGCCGAGUAUCCAGAGUUUAUGAAAGAUUUUGACCUGGACGGAAGCAGAUACAACGGUCUAGGCAGCAUGGAGCCUCCGGAAGGCGAGCCCGCGCCGCGGUACGGUGGCACGAGCGGUGAAAUGUCGCCCGCUGCGCAGACGCUAAAGCACAUGGCGGAGCAGCACCAGCAGGCGGCGGGCGGUGACUGGCGCUACCGCGGGUACAGCGCAGGCGGCGGCCCGAGCGCCGGCCCCGGCCCCGGCGCUGGCAGCUACCGCCCGCGGCCUUCGCUCGACCACCUACACAUGUCGCAGCAUCAGCAGCUGCAUCUCUCGCAACCUCAUCAUAAUCUUCAGGUGUCCGCGGCUCAGCACAUGCAGGUGAGCGGCGUGGGCAGCGGGCACGUGUCCGUGGCGGCGCAGCAGGGCAUGUACGCCAACUUCCAACACCAGCAGCCGAACUCGCAGCACCACCAAGGCGGUGGAAACGACUCAUACUCGAUGUCGCAGUCGCAGAGCAUGAACUUCUCGCAGGCGAUGCGGCCGCGGCCCGCGCACCCCGCGCACCCCGCGCAGUCCGCCGCGCAACCGCAGCAAGGGCAGCAGGCGCCUAUGGGCGUAGCCGCGGCGGGUAUCUCUCGCGAGCAGCAAGCGAAAAUGUUGCAGCAACAGCAGCAGCACAUGCUGCGCGCACAGCACCACCAGCAGCAGCAGCAGCAGCAGCAGCAGCAGCAGCAGCAGCCGCAGCAGAUGCGGCCGCCGCCGCCCGAGUACAAGGCGCGCUUCGCGGCUCCCGGGCCCGCCGCGCCGGGCGGGGGCGGGGGCGCGGCCGCCGCGCGCCGGCCCGCGCCGCCGCGCGCCUUCCCGCCGCACUUGCCGCGCCAGUACUCGCCCGACUGGCGCCACGCCAUGCUGCAGCAGCAGGCGCGCCAACAGCUCCACCACCAAGCAUUCGGCUUGGGUGGCAUGGGCGGCGUGGGCGGCAUGGGCGGCAUGGGCGGCGCCGCGGGCGCGGGUAGCGCCGCGCAGCAGCAGAUGCAACUGCAGCACUCGCGCAUACAACAGCAACUCCUGCAGCAACAGCAGCAGCAGAGAACGUCGAAUCAGCAGUCCCCUAUGUCACAUCUCAUCAUGCAGCAGAAUCAGAUGAUGAACGUGCAAGGACAGAUGUCGAAUAUUCACAUGAACCAGAGUCAGAGUAUGUCGAUGCAGAGCGGCGGCAUGGCCGGCAUGGGCGCGCACGGCGGGCACGGCGCGCACGGCGGGCACGGCGGGCACGGCGUGCUGCAGCAGUUCCCCGCGCUGCACGGCGCCGGCUCGUUCGCGGGCGCCGCGGCCGACUUCAGCCUGGACUUCCUCGACAACCUGCCCGCCGGCGACGCCGGCUCCCUCACCGCGCAGGAGCUGCUCAACUCGCUCGACAACUCCCUCUUCAACGACAUCCUCUAGGCUCGUCGGCGGGCGGGUCGGUCACGUCACGUUCGAUGAAAUACUGUGUUGUGCCAAGGAAUUCAAUGAAGAAGUCGAACGCGGAGGAAAGAGUGCUAUAAUGGAAUUUGGAGCGUAGCGAAAAAUUCUAAAGGCGUGGAGUAGGAAGAUGACGUAGAGACAUUUUGUUGUAUCGUAACCCCGCCGGUGGUGCGGAGCGAUGAUGACCAAAGUUUUAAACAGGAAUUUUAAAACAAUUUCCAGCGGCUAAAGUGAUAUUUAGAAUGUUCUUUGUCGCGAAUAACGGUGUGUUCGAAGAUUCUCCCGUACUUUUAUAUGAACUUUCAGCGUUGUUUUAGACUAUUUAUAUUCAAAGAUAUCGAUUUCAUAGUAUUUUAUAGUGUUUACGGUUGUUAAUACUUCUUUUGUAAAUAUUUUAUGAAACUUCCAGGAUGCGUAGUAAAUAUUCCGAUCCGCGUCAGACGGCACCAUGACGUUACCGCCGAUGGCGUGGUGUUCCAGUUCUCUUGUAAAAUAGCAGGUUCCCUCCUACACUUAGAGUAGGUAAAUUAAACUUUAUAGAUGUUAUAUUUAUUUGCAAUGUGUUGUAGAUAUGAAAAGAAGCACAAAAGACAUUAUAUCCGUAAUAGAAUGAGUUUACCUUCCGUAGUGAUUGUGUAGUCCCGAACCCGCAGUCCGCCUGGGGGAAAGCAACCCCACCUACUUUAUAUCAUAGUGCAAAUGUAAAUGUAUGUAAUUACGGCUAAAGUAAGAUCAUUCCUGUACCUAAGAUAAUUAUUUAGUAGAUUAUACUGUGAUGACGGUCUCAAUGGUCAAUAGGUAAACAUUAUAGUAUCAAUUAUUAUAGAUAGAUAGAUACUGUUGACUUAAGUAUUGUCAGGUCUAGAAUCGUUAUUGUUAAGGAUCUCAUGUAUUAUUUAGGAUGGUUUUGUGGAAAUCUGGAAUUUACAAAAUGUUGGUUUUUAUAAUAAUUUAAUGACCUCAUGACAUUCUUAUUAUUCCAUAUAUUUUUAUUUAUACGAUUUUGACACUCGUGAAACUAUCAUAACAUGUUAAUAUCAUGAGACACCAAGUAUCAGUAUAAGUUAAAUAAUAGUUAAAUAACAAUUCCACUUUCAUAGGGAGUGGGACGUCUGCUCUCUGCAACUCGACAAAUGAAAUACAGCUAUAGAACCAUUGAUAUAAGUAAAAGGGGUAGAUAUGUGACGUUAAUAGUUGACAAAACUAAAAUCUGGUCCAGCACCCAUACAUUUGCAAAUACUACACACCAUUAUAAUGUACAUGUGCACAACGAGCAACAAGGAUAACCAAAUAUAGUUAACAGUGCUGCGCAAGCGAGACCCCUAUAUUUUGCGUAUUCCUCGAGGUGCAACAGAGAAAAACUAAUAACAUUAUACAAAUGUGUAGGCGAGACGUACAUACUUCUUACAUUGUCGUCUUAAAGUGAUAUUAAGUCAUUUCGAUUUUUAAAAAAUAUCAAUGAUUUGAUAUUACCUAAUCUUAGACCGUCUCUCUCAAGCAAAUAUCUGAGCGAGCGAGUUACACUGAGAUUAAUAUCAAAUUAUUGACUAUCAUAUUUUUAAAGCAUGAAAUUGACCCUCGUUUUUUACUUCUGAAACCCUGGUCGACUAUUCACUAUGUUCAACUAACGUGUCGCCUCGAGAAAACCAGUAUAACGAUAUGAUCUCAGUUGAUAGGGAUCUCGAGGUUUCAGGGUUUCACUUCUGAUGGUUUUUCGGAAAAGACAGGUACGCUUGACAAGAGCCAAUAUUGUAAUCACUGGUAAUUCGUAGUUACUCCUGGUAUUUAUAUAUUCCAAUCGUUCACCGAGCGCACGACUCAAGAGAACCAAUAUAAAAGUGUGAACCUUGUUUAUUCAUAGCUACGAUACGUAUACGGAUUCACUUAUAUUGGACAAGUUGUAAGUCAUGGGAAUAAGCGCCUUCAACGUCGGUCUUUAUUAGGUAGCGUCAGGAAACAAAUAUUUAUAGAAUAUAUACGAAAUUAAAAUAAAUAGGCACUUUAUUUAUUUUAUGGAAAACAAUUAUUUUUUCGCUAACACACUAAAUAAAAUAUGUAAAAUCGUAUGUAUUUUAUAUGUAAAACCGAUAGUUUAUCUAUACAAUUAAAAAAAAUAUGCGUAGAGGGCGGUAUAAAAAGGAAAAUUAUAAUGUAUGGAGAGAAAAAAAUUGUAUCAAAAACGAAACCGAACAUCAUUUUUAAUUUUCACAAUUCAACGCUAGGCAUUUCCACUGCUGCAGCUCGUUUUAAAAUAGAAACAAGUUAAAGUUUUUUCUCUAAACAUAAUAGUUUUAAUUUUUUUAACGUUCAUACUCAUUUUUAGUUAAAAAAAUUGCAAAAAGUUAUAUUUUUUUAAAUCAUUCCCUAUCGAAGGCGAAAUUAGCAAAGUCCCACUUUUCUCGAUUUGAGACGGCAGCGUGCCCUUACAUUAGAAUGUUCAAUUUAAAGUAUUCGUUCUGAUUUUCAUCAUUUUCAUUUUCAUCACCUUAGUUGCUCUACAAAGAGGACAAAUUAAAACAAAUAGUCAAACGGUAAAUACGUAGUUAGGGAGUUUCGUUCUGUUCAUCAUCAGCAGUUCCACUACACUAAUUGCCAGUUUUUGGAUGAAAAUGCUUAAUUUGUAAACAAAAACCACAAAAAUCACUAUAUGUGUACCUAUAAGACUUUAAGUGUUCCCUCAAUUCUUCAUGGAUUCCAUCAUUAGAACUUUGAACCCGGGACGGGACCAUCGGCUUUAUAGGCAGGGUCACUGCCCACUAGGCCAGACCAGUCAUCAUACAUUUUACUUGACAAAUAGAGAUGAUUAUUAUUUAUUUCUUUUGUUUAUGAUAAAAGGUUAAAUUUGAUUGAUCUAAUAUCUGUUCUAAAUAUUUUUACACAGUUUUCAACAUACAUAAAUACAUCUUAAAACUACACUAUAACUCGCAUAUUAAAAUUGUAAAUCGAGCUCUCGUUAAAAAUGUUGUCCAUAGUUUUCCUAUUGUUGUACAAGUACUAUUUAGUAAUUUUUGAUGGACUAUUCCCGAUAUUUGGAUUUCAAGUUAAUGCCAGAUAUUGUUUUAACAAUACUCUCAGAAAAACUGAAUUUUUGGUUAACAACCGGUUAUUCGUAUAUUAAAAUAAAAACCGGUUACAUUCUAUAGUUUCAAGGAAUAGGAGCACAUGAUUUAAAAAGUUGCAUUAUUUAUAAAAAAAAUUGCUGACUCUACAAUGCAUGAAGUGGGCAGGCCUACUUGACACUCGGAUAAACGUGUUACUCACAUGGGUAAUGCAUUAUUUAGCUGUCGCGCUCACUCAAUAACAAGGAAAUUUUUAAUUUUAUUUAGAAAAAAUUAUGUUUUCAAAUGUUAUAACAGUACUUACGAAUGAAAAGUGAUACCGUGAGCUUUGUUUUUGUGCUUGGAGCUAUUGAAGCACUGGAAAAAGGCGCAACACGGCAUUCUUUGGCAAUAUUUUAUCGAAUUUGAUGACAAUGUUGACACUUCAGCGUCACCCGUACGACUAAUUCAAUAUAGGUCCCGGAACCUAUAUUUUGUGGCUCACGAUCGAGCGCCUGGUACCUCAUCUACCCCUAUUACGUACAUCAAUGUAUAGAACCAAUUGUGAAUGACAACAUUCCAGAGCCAAUGUUAACAAUGUUUUAACUUUAGGACCAAUUUUUGAAUGUUCUUUUGAAAUAAUAUUGCAUAUUGAUACAA
Messenger RNA from Cydia pomonella (codling moth), 6569 nucleotides. Its product is annotated as neurogenic protein mastermind-like. The record is from RefSeq and is a predicted model, not a curated record. Gene Ontology annotation, biological process: positive regulation of transcription by RNA polymerase II; Notch signaling pathway. The transcript is spliced from 9 exons. Bases 718 to 2850 code for a protein of 710 amino acids. Lineage: Eukaryota; Metazoa; Arthropoda; Insecta; Lepidoptera; Tortricidae. Gene Ontology annotation, molecular function: transcription coactivator activity. Gene Ontology annotation, cellular component: nuclear speck.